Argentina anserina (silverweed cinquefoil) is the source of this 2356-nucleotide messenger RNA. RefSeq names its product probable catabolite repression protein creC. The record is from RefSeq and is a predicted model, not a curated record. The transcript is spliced from 11 exons. Lineage: Eukaryota; Viridiplantae; Streptophyta; Magnoliopsida; Rosales; Rosaceae. Bases 88 to 1941 code for a protein of 617 amino acids. Gene Ontology annotation, molecular function: protein binding.
AACCCGAGAAACUGAAAAAACCAGUCAAACACUUUCGGAAAACAAAAACACAGUCCCCGACAAAACUAUAGAACACCAAACACAGCCAUGUACAUGAACAACGGCUACAGCAGCGCCAGCACCAAAAACGGCGUCAAUCUAACCUCCUCCUCCUCAUCCGUCGUCCCCGGCGGCGCAACGACGUCGUCUUCUUCUUCGGGUCCCCAGCAGACCCAGUCCUUGAUCAAGGCCUAUUUCAAGACCCCCGAGGGCCGCUACAAGCUCCACUCCGAGAAGACCCGCCCGGCCAAUCUCCUCCCCUAUUCCUACGCCAAGACAAUCUCCCAGGUCACGCUAGCCCACCUCAAGGACAGGCCCAACGGGUCGGCGCCGGGGCCGGUCCCCGGAAACAUCGCCAGCGGGAGUGUGAGGCACGCGGCGGCGAGGCUGCUCGGAGUUGGGGCCGGGAAUGGGAGCAAGGCGUUGAGUUAUUUGGGUGGUAGUAAAGCUAGUAAUGGAAGUAGUAGAAGCUCUCAUUUUGGUGGUCUAGGUGGUUCUAAUGGGUUUGGGGCUCACUCGUCGCCGAGUUCCAGUCACGGUGGUAAAGGAUCGUUCUUGGUGUUUAAUGUUGGAGAUAGUAUUUACAUCUGUGACCUCAAUUCACCUGAUAAGGAUCCUAUAAAAGCGUUGCAUUUUAGUAAUUCGAAUCCGGUGUGUCAUGCGUUUGAUCCGGAAGCGAAAGAUGGGCAUGACUUGCUUAUUGGAUUGAGCUCUGGAGAUAUUUAUUCGGCAUCUUUGAGACAGCAGUUGCAAGAUUCUGGGAAGAAGCUUGUUGGUGCCCUGCAUUAUAACAAGGAGGGUUCGGUUAAUACCAGUCGCUGUACAAGUAUUGCAUGGGUUCCCAAAGGUAAUGGUACUUUUAUUGCCGCUCAUGCUGAUGGAAACUUGUACGAGUAUGAGAAGGGCAAGGAUGGUACUGGCGACACUUCUUUCCCAGUUAUAAAGGACAUGACUCAGUUUUCAGUGUAUCAUGCGAGAUCCAGUAAGAGUAAUCCAAUUUCCAGAUGGCAUAUUUGUGAAGGUUCAAUAAACAGCAUCGUUUACUCUCCGGAUGGGACAUAUCUGGCGACAGUUGGUAGAGAUGGGUACUUGCGAGUAUUUGACUACUCAAAAGAACAAUUAAUAGGUGGUGGAAAGAGUUAUUACGGUUCUCUUCUAUGUUGUGCUUGGAGUCCGGAUGGAAAAUAUGUUUUGACGGGAGGGGAAGAUGAUCUUGUUACAGUAUGGAGCAUGGAAGAUAGGAAGGUUGUAGCUUGGGGUGAAGGACAUAACUCCUGGGUUAGUGGUGUGGCUUUUGACUUGCAUUGGUCAUCACCAACUUCAGAUGGGACAGAAGAAAAUCUUGUUUAUCGUUUUGGCUCUGUUGGUCAGGACACGAAACUACUCCUCUGGGACCUCUCCAUGGAUGAGAUCAUUGUACCACUUCGCCGGUGUUCAGUUGGUGGGUCGCCAACAUUCAGCACUGGUAGCCAGUCAUCCCAUUGGGACAGCAGUAACCCAGUUGGCACUCUCCAACCUGCUCCAAGCAUGCGGAAUGUUCCCAAGCUCUCUCCACUAGUGGCUCACUGUGUGUAUACAGAGCCCUUAUCUAGCUUAGCUUUUACCCAGGAAGCUAUUCUUACUGCAUCUUGGGAAGGGCAUGUAAAAAUAUGGAUGAGACCGGGUGAACCCGAUAGUAAAUCCACAAACUCAGAAGCUCUGCCAGGUGCUAGUUCGAGGGACCAACUACCACAGAUAGGAAAAGGUUACUCAGAAUCAUCAAGGGGUUACCCACUGCCUGAAACUAAAUCAAACUCACAGUCUCUUCUUGGUGAUAGUUCAAAGGAGCAACAGCCAUCAACAGGCAAAGGUGGUGCCUAUAGUUAUAAAGACUUCUCAAAAAGCAACCGAUACCUUCCGUAGAGCUGAAUCGCAGUUUGAACCUGUAAUUACGGCAGUUCAACUCACUUGUUUCCUUCGGAUUGUGAUAUGUAUGCAUGCAGGUCAGAGUUUGUUUCAGUCGAUUAUGCACAUAGGUAUUAAUCUAGCUCAAUGGUAACAGCUGUAGAGAGAGAGAGAGAGAGAGAGAGAGAGAGAGAGAGAUGCACAUGUUACUGGUGAAGUGGUUCUAGGAACUAUGAAGGGUCGGUUUACAAGCUCACAUAUUUUUCGGUUAAUGGUGACACAGAAAAUUAUCUAUAUGACAAGGAAAAUUCAUCAUAAGCAUAAGUGGCCAUUAUAUUGUUCCUGCAGGGCCAAAUGAUUUUCAAAUCCGUUUAUAAGAAUUAUUUUUCCUGUACUGUUACUGUGUUACUCUGCGAAUUUGUUUGGUACCCAC